Messenger RNA from Rubroshorea leprosula, 1048 nucleotides. The record is from the annotation of a GenBank genome assembly. Lineage: Eukaryota; Viridiplantae; Streptophyta; Magnoliopsida; Malvales; Dipterocarpaceae.
AGCACAAAUGGAACUGCUUAUAUUUCCUUUGGACAGUGGGUUGGUGCAAUCAUCCUAUAUACGUAUGUAUUUCACAUGUUGGCACCUCCGCCAGAAGGUACCUUUGAUAUGGAAGAGGUAAAUCUUCCCAUCAAAAAUGCUCCAAAGGAUAGCUUGCCUGAGCAAGUUCCAUUGCUGAACCUGGAGGCUGCGCCAAUAGAGUCAAACGAAUCAAAGAAAGGAAAGGUAACACAGAUUUUGAUUUUCCUUUACGAGAACUUGAAGCUCAAGCAAAUUCUUCAGCCCGCUAUUAUUGCUUCAAUUUUAGCCAUGGUAAUUGGUGCAGUGCCAGUUUUGAAACAUUUGAUAUUUACAACAGAUGCUCCACUUUUCUUCUUCACAGACAGCUGCAUUAUUCUUGGGGAAGCCAUGAUUCCAUGCAUUUUGUUGGCAUUGGGAGGCAACCUUAUUGAUGGACCAGGAAGUUCAAAACUUGGUUUCCGGACAACCGCAGCUAUUAUUUUUGGGCGUUUGGUUUUGGUGCCUCCUAUGGGACUUGGCAUUGUAACCUUGGCUGAUAAGCUUGGCUUUCUUCCUCCUGGUGACAUGAUGUUCAAAUUCGUCUUACUCCUUCAGCAUACAAUGCCAACAUCUGUCCUUUCGGGUGCUGUUGCUAAUUUAAGAGGUUGUGGAAGGGAAGCGGCUGCGGUCCUGUUCUGGGUUCAUAUUUUUGCAGUUUUCUCCAUGGCAGCAUGGAUUGUUCUCUAUCUGAACUUACUCUUUUAGAACUCAACUGCAUCAAGCCAAUUCUGAGCUACAAAUGCUUUCACCUUUUGCUAUCAAGUCUCCUGUCAAAAUUUUAUGUUAAUAGCUCAAGCACAUUGUUUAGAAUCUCUAGAUUCUUUCCAGGGUAGGAAAUGGGGACAGAACAUGCAAAGAGCAUAGAGCGCCUGUGUUUAUAAAAGAAUGUUGAGUUGUUUACCAAUUUCUUUUUCUGCUUGAUGCAACUCAGUUAUCAGUUACCUCCGAAGGAGAAGUCAGCUUUAGUUAUUAAAUGCUCGGCCAGAAU